Messenger RNA from Suillus subalutaceus, 1472 nucleotides. RefSeq lists its product as uncharacterized. NCBI's taxonomy places the organism in Eukaryota, Fungi, Basidiomycota, Agaricomycetes, Boletales, Suillaceae. The record is from RefSeq and is a predicted model, not a curated record. The transcript is spliced from 11 exons. Gene Ontology annotation, molecular function: oxidoreductase activity, acting on the CH-OH group of donors, NAD or NADP as acceptor. Bases 387 to 1265 code for a protein of 292 amino acids.
UCCUAUGAUAAAUCUCUCUGGUACGUGUUUGAAUACUCACUUUUGGCUGCUGAAAAUCGUUGGUCCACUCAGGUAGUGUGGAAGCUCAUGAGCAGAAGCCUGCUAUACUCGUUGAUUGUUUGGUAACUGGUCGUGAUGGCAGAGACAAGGCUUCGUCCAUUACCGUCGGAGACCAACCUUUUGGCAAUAACUUACACCUCGGAACAGCUUGAAAUCACCGGUAGCAUAUAACUUUUGCCACUCUUAACGGCACCGAUGGAGCACAAGUUUCCGGACCAUUCAUGACACAACUCACGCAAGCUAACGUCGUAAUCAUUGACAUUGCGAUUAACUUCUAUGGCAAGGGAUAGUCCAAGAGUAGUUAGUGUCUUCCACCUCCAAGCGAUAUGAAAGGAGCUAGCAUUCCUGUGGCAUAUAUAAUCCGACUGUACCACUUUAUCAUUCUAGCAAGCCCAUCACCUUCUACCAUAAUCAUGUCGCCUCAACAAGGGACCGCACUCAUCACAGGAUCUGCUCAGGGCAUCGGUCGCAGUAUCGCUCUGCGGCUUGCGAGGGAUGGCUUCGACAUUGCCUUGAACGACCUCCCUAUGAAAAGUGACCAACUGGCUGCUGUCGCUAGUGAAAUCGAGGCAUUGGGAUGCAAAGCGUGUAUCGUGACCGCGGAUGUGACAAAUGAGGAGGAAGUCAAGAAUAUGAUCAACGACACCGUAAAAGAGCUGGGUGGAUUGGAUGUGAUGGUCGCCAAUGCUGGUAUUCCAGGAGCCAACACUGUUUUGGCAACCACUGUUGAAGACUGGGAGCGUACAUUCACCGUUAACGCCCGCGGAGUCUUCCUGUGCUAUAAACACGCCGCAGUACAGAUGAUAUCUCAAGGCCGCGGCGGUAGGAUCAUUGGCGCAAGUUCCAUCGCCGGAAAGAUCGGAUUUCCAUCAGCUGCUGCAUACUGCGCUAGCAAGUUCGCUGUCCGCGGAUUGACGCAGACGGCUGCUCUUGAGCUUGGAAAAUAUAAUAUUACAGUCAAUGCCUAUGCGCCGGGUGUCAUACAAACCCAGAUACUGGAUAGCAUUUCUGACCAAUCAGGAAAUGUCAGCCUGGCAGACGAAGAUUCGACGAAUUACCUUGCUCAGCUAAUCGGGAACCGGCCGAUCAAACAUAAUGGUCAACCAGAGGAUAUUGCAAGCAUUGUCAGUUAUUUGGCAUCAAAAGAGGCGCAUUUCAUUACAGGGCAAUGCAUUUCUGUUGACGGAGGUGUCGUUUUAUCUUAGCAAGCCAGACGUCUUCCGAAUACAAUGUACUAAAAGAAGAAACAAAUGUGUCUUCAAGAGGUCCUCGCUCGAGAAAUACCGGGUUACCGGUUAGGUUGACCGCCGUUUGGUUCAAACCGAAGUCCAAGUAUCACGUAUCAUACCAAUUUCGUACAUUUCAUUCUGUUAUAAAGUUCUGCUGAUGUGCCGCAGUCACGUUAGUAUUUU